CUUGUGUGUGUGUGUGUGUGUGUGUGAGAGAGAGAGAAAGAGAGAGAGAGAGAGAGAGAGAGGGUGGCUGGCUAGCUCCCUCCCAUAACAUAAGAGAAGUCUCCACCUUUAAAAUUAUUAUUAUUUAUUUAUAUUUUAUGUUCCUGUUAUUUUCUUGAACUGAAUACAAAUACAAAUAGCUUUCUCUAAUGCCCAUCCUGUCCCAAGAAAAGUAAAGAAACAGAAACAAAACCCUAAUUUUUAGAAUACAUCAAACUUGCUCCUCGUCUGUUUAUUACUUUAGAGCUAUCAGGUGCCAGACGAUGGCGCAUCUUCAACUGAAAAUUGGGUUUUCCCUGUAAGUCCCUCAAGUUUGAAGAAUUUACUCAAAAGGUACUUAAUAUCUGAUGGCUGGAAGCUGGGAUGGAAGUUAUGACAUUGGUAGCCCGUCAGAAGAGAGCUCUCACUUUGAGAAACUACACAUAGAGCCCAUAUAUGAUGCAUUUAUAUGCCCUUUGACAAAACAAAUUAUGUCUGAUCCUGUUUCCUUGGAAAAUGGACAAACUUUUGAUCGAGAAGCAAUUGAAAAGUGGUUCAAAGAAUGCAGGGAGAGCGGAAGAAGGCUGAUUUGUCCAUUGACGCUACAAGAAUUAAGAAGUACAGAAUUGAACCCAAGUAUGGCUCUGCGAAACACCAUUGAACAGUGGCACGCCAGAAAUGAAGCUGCUCAAUUGGAUAUGGCUCGUAGGUCAUUAUCUCUCGGCAGUGCAGAGAGUGAUAUUCUGCAGGCUUUGAAGUUUGUCCAGUACCUCUGCCAAAAAAGCCAGUCAAAUAAGCAUAUUAUUCGUAAUGCAGAGCUGAUUCCUAUGAUUGUUGACAUGUUGAAGAGCAGCAGUCGUAGAGUUCGCUGUAAAGCUUUAGAAACUCUUCAAAUUGUGGCCGAGGAAGACUCUGAUAAUAUGGAAAUAAUGGCUGAAGGGGACACUGUACGAACAAUAGUUAAGUUCUUGUCUCAUGAGCAAUCCAAAGAGAGGGAGGAAGCUGUUUCUUUGCUAUUUGAGCUCUCCAAGUCUGAAACUUUGUGUGAAAAGAUUGGUUCAGUUAAUGGAGCAAUUCUUAUAUUGGUUGGAAUGACUAGCAGCAACUCAGAAAAUCUUUUGACCGUUGAGAAGGCUGAUAAAACUCUGGAGAAUUUGGCAAAGUGUGAGAAUAAUGUAAGACAGAUGGCUGAAAAUGGUAGAUUGCAACCUCUUCUGACACUACUCCUUGAAGGCCCACCAGAAACUAAGUUAUCCAUGGCUGCAUACCUUGGUGAGUUGACUCUAAACAACGAUGUGAAGGUCUUUGUGGCCACAACUGUUGGCUCAUCACUAAUCGAUAUCAUGAGAAGUGGUAACAUUGAGUGCAGAGAAGCUGCUCUAAAAGCACUGAAUCAGAUCUCAUCUUAUGAAGCAAGUGCCAAGGUUUUGAUUGAGGCAGGUAUUCUUCCUCCUCUUGUCAAGGAUCUAUUCAUUGUUGGCCCGAACCAGCUUCCCAUGCGGCUGAAAGAAGUUGCUGCGACAAUUCUUGCCAAUGUGGUGACCUCAGGUUAUGAUUUUGAUUCCAUCCCUGUUGGACCUGACCGCCAGACUUUAGUAUCAGAAGACACGGUUCAUAACUUGCUCCAUCUUAUUAGCAACACUGGCCCAGCAAUAGAAUGCAAGCUUCUCAACGUUCUUGUUGGUCUGACAAGUUCUCGUAGUACUGUCGUCAGCGUUGUUGCUGCCAUUAAAAGCUCUGGUGCUACCAUCAGUUUGGUUCAGUUCAUCGAGGCUCCGCAGAACGAUUUGCGUGUGGCUUCCAUAAAGCUUCUCCAGAACCUCUCUCCGUACAUGGGUCAUGAACUAACCGAUGCUUUACGUGGGCCAGCAGGCCAGCUUGGUACCCUAAUCAAAGUCAUAUCAGAAAACAUUGGUAUCACUGAAGAGCAGGCUGCUGCAGUUGGCCUUUUAGCCGAUCUUCCGGAGAGGGACGUGGGCCUCACGAGGCAGAUGCUAGAUGACGGUGCUUUUCAGUUGGUCAUUUCCAGAAUAAUCAAGAUUAGGCAAGGUGGGACUAGAGGUAUUCGUUUUGUCACACCAUAUCUGGAAGGGCUUGUUCGAGUUCUCUCAAGGGUUACUUUUGUGUUGGCUGAUGACCCCGAUGCAAUUGCACUCUGUCGCGAGCACACUCUCGCUGCACUGUUCACUGAACUGCUUCAGACCAAUGGACAUGACAAUGUACAGAUGAUUUCUGCCAUAGCCCUGGAAAACCUAUCCCAAGAAUCUAAGAAUUUGACCAGACUGCCCGAGUUGCCAGAACCUGGUUUUUGUGUCUCUAUCUUUCCAUGUUUAAGCAAGCCUCCUGUCAUAACCGGAUUAUGUAGGAUCCACCGUGGGACUUGUUCGCUAAAAGAAACUUUUUGCCUCUUGGAGGGCCAAGCUGUGGAGAGAUUGGUGGCCCUUCUAGACCACACAAAUGAGAAGGUGGUUGAGGCGUCACUCGCGGCAUUGUCUACUUUGUUGGAUGAUGGGGUUGAUAUUGAACAAGGGGUGAAGGUAUUGUGCGAGGAGGAAGGAAUCAAGCCGAUAUUGGAUAUAUUGAAAGAGAAACGGACAGACAAUAUCCGGAGGAGGGCAGUUUGGGCAGUCGAAAGACUUUUGCGCUCUGAAGAUAUAGCCUACCAAGUUUCUGGUGAUCAAAAUGUGGGCACAGCACUUGUUGACGCUUUCCAGCAUGGCGAUUAUCGAACACGACAGAUUGCUGAGCAUGCACUGAAGCAUGUUGACAAGAUACCCAACUUCUCCGGUGUCUUUGCGCCAUGAAAAUAUAGAUUUGCUUUGCUCGCAAAUGUCUGUCGGUGAAGUGGGGACAUUGCAUUUAUUGAUAAUUUCCCCCUUAUUUUGAGCUGCAUCUAAAAUUUUGGUUUGAGAAGCAUCACGAGAAGGUGGAUAAUGUUAUUACCUGUCUUAUGGUUUGUCUGACUUGUCUUAUAAACUGUUCAUUUGUUCAUCAUUGUUGUUUGAGUAGUAUUUUUUUUUAUAAAAAAAACAAGAGCUGCAUAUAUUGGAUUUGGAGUGGGGACACAACAGUGUUUUUGUACAUUUUUUUACCAUAUUUUCAAUAAAAGAUUCGUUAUGAAUUGUGCA
This is a messenger RNA of Camellia sinensis, 3146 nucleotides long. It is a transcript of the gene SAUL1, whose product is annotated as senescence-associated E3 ubiquitin ligase 1. Gene Ontology annotation, biological process: protein ubiquitination. Gene Ontology annotation, molecular function: protein binding; ubiquitin-protein transferase activity. The record is from RefSeq and is a predicted model, not a curated record. NCBI's taxonomy places the organism in Eukaryota, Viridiplantae, Streptophyta, Magnoliopsida, Ericales, Theaceae.